CAGAUCUCCAUUUUGAGGUACUCGUGUCAAUCACGAUGACCGUCGGGAACCUCGCUUCGAAUGAAUUUACAUGUUGAACUUACACAAGCACUCGAGCUAUAAGGACCAAAAAAUUAACUAAUUAAGAUAUUGAAGAAAAGAAAACUUACCAAGUCUUUGAUGAGGAUAACCAUGGCGACUGUUGGUGGGGGAAAACACACCACAACUUUGCAGAAGGUUUAACUGCGAACUGGAAAAUGACAGAGUUUCUGCACAGGCACGGCGGGUUAUUUGCAACGCCCUCCUCCCAUCUAAAGUCAAGCUGGACGCACACAGCCAUAAAAGGAAGUCGUAUUUUCGAAAAUAAAAGUGAGUACGAUCGAAAACAAAUAGCCCGAUCGCAAUGGAAGAACCCAGCAUCGGAACUCUUCCCAAGGAUGCUCAGCGGUUCGUGGCUGUUCAGCAGGCUGAGUUUGCAGAAGCCAGUCUGAGUCGGAGUAGGUUAUGUUGUGAAGGUCCUGCUUUUUCCUUUCAUCAAACGUCUUGGGAGAUGAUUCCAAGUGACCAGAUGGAGGCUGGGGCUUCCAGCAAUUGGGAGGAGACCGCAGGAGACUGGAUCGACACACAUUGCAGUGCAACUGGGCUACAGGUCCUUAGCAAUAAUCCUUCUCCAAAGGGUGACAGGUGUGAUAUUGAGCUCAAUCAAACCCUCUCCAGUACAGCGAUACAUUCAGAAGAUAUGGAGCAUGAUAUAGGAUUCGUGUGGCCAGAUGAAAUCAACCAAGAGCUUUUUGGGAAUAUGACAGGGCUAAAUGACAUUUGGAAAGAUGAGGAGAAAAAAAUCCACUCGCCUGCUGGAACUGACUUUGACAAGUUGAUGUAUCCACAGAGUGCAAAUGUGCUUAUGAGAGAGAAUGACCCUGUGUGGUGUGGUGAAAUUAGUAGUAGACCUCCUCCUAGGGUUGAGGGCUAUGAUAUUUUCACCUUGCCCACCAAGGAGCGCAUUGCCAGCAUUGUCAAUCAGAUUACAACUGCUAAAGGGAUGCCUUCAGCAGAUAUGCCGGUUGAUUCAGUAAACGUGUGGCCAGAUGGAGUCAUCAGUGAUCUUUUUGAGAGCUUGACAUGGACAAAUUACAACCGGGAAGAUGCUGAGAAAACCCAUUCACCUGCAAGAACUGACUUGGAGAAGCGGAUGAAUCCAGAGAGUGCAAAUGAGCAUAAGGAGGAGAGCAACCUUGGGUGCAGUUUUGAAAUUAGAGAUGUCAAACGUAAUAAUGACUGUUCCAAUACAGAAGUCAAGGGCCCCACUGGAGGACCACUGGUAGACUGCACCAAUUGGAUGGAGACUAAGUUAUAUACUGAUACAGGGGAGCCGCAGAGAAAACGCCGCCCACCAUCAAUAUCAUUGAAAAGAAUCCAAGGCCAGAAUACCUCUUCCUCGAAGCAAAUGAGCAAGUUGCUUCGGUCAGAAAAGGCUCCACAAAUGAAGCCACACCGUUCCUCUUGGCAGAGCCCCAACCAUCCAGCGUUAGCCCCCAAACCACCCGCUCACACUAAAAGGUGUAAACAACAACUGAUUAUUUCUUGCGCGAGGCAGAAAACCCAACAAAGACAAACCAGCGCCUCCACUUACCAACAAGACCGGCCGUUCCAAUUUCUGACAUGGAACCCUAAAGUGAAGAGUACUGAGGAACUGAUCCCAGAAGAGAAAAUGCAGAUGCUGGAGAAUGUUAGGCGGGCUAAGGCGCUGCUGCUAACCUUGGUAUACCAAGAUGGUACCACACAGUUACAGUCAGCAUUGGGUGUAGAGAAUCAGUCAGUGUGUGGCCUCCGUCUACUUCUCAUUAAUGAUCUGGACAACUGGCUAGCGAGCCACUCGCAUAACCAAAACGACCUCCUGCUGUACCAUAAACUGGACUGCAGCUCACCAGAGCCCCAACAGCAGAUUUUCACCAGAGACCUGGUGCUGCAGGUACUGUCACGAGCUGGUAUCACGGUGUGCUACGGAGCCAAGGAAUUGCUUUGCACGGCUCUGGAGUUGAACAAACAACAUCUCAGCUGGAAACAAGUGUCAGGCAGCCUUAUCCAGGACCCUCAGGUGUCAGCAUGGCUAUUGGACCCUGCAGAUCCUUGCUUCAGCUACCAGGACCUUCUUCGGAAACACAAAUAUACAUGGCUGUCCAAUGGAACACCUGCCAAUGUCUUCUCAGAACUGUAUUCCCUCUACUGCCUGAAUGAGAUGCUUUGUAGUAAAUUAAAGAGCCAGGGCCUUUGGAGGAUCUACUCAGACAUUGAGCUGAAAAUGAUUCCAAUUCUAGCAGCAAAAGUCCCCAACCAAGGCACAUCCAGUAUUAAACAUUCGAAAAGUCUCAAGGCACACCACCAAACUAAAGUGCAAAGUGUGGCAAACAGCUCUUGGAGUAAUUUUUAUAGGCUGACCACUCCUGGGAAGGUUCACCACUGUUCCAUGUUUUUUCCAUUUGUGGAUAAUGGCCCUCUCACUAAUCACAACGGUUGUGAACAGUACCCGGAUGUAGCCAUGGAGAGCCAACACAUCCAAAUGGACAAAGGUGUUUGGCAAAAUAUGUCAGACCUUCUGACGACUAAGAUGAACCAGUUGGAGAGCGCCGCCCAUGUAGCUGCUGGAGAGUAUUUCCUGAUCACCAGCUGCAACCAAAUCCGAAAAGUUCUCUUUGAGAAUUUGCGCCUACACGAACGCUUUAACAAGAAGAGGCUUCCCUCGCACAUCGCAGCAUUGCAGAAAAAUGCGUCAAAUGAAACAUUGCAGAUGUACAGGGACCUGCAUCCUUUACCAAACAUUAUUUUAGAGUACAGACAGGUUCAAAAGACCAAGGACAAAUUUGUCGACUGGGCCUAUGUGUGCAUGAAGGAUGAGGGCUACAUGUCCCCGAACUGGUCGCAGACACGUGCGGUGAUGGGCAGAAUCUCCUCAAAUAACCCAAACUUUGCGGCUAUCCCAAGAAAGCUGAUUCAUAAGCGACACGUCACAGGCGAGGAGCCAGAGGUGAUCAGUGUUAAUCCUCGGGCCAUGUACAUCCCUGCAAAAGGCUGUACCUUUGUCGCAGCAGACUUUUGCGAACUGGAGCUGCGACUCCUGGCUCACUUCUCCUGUGACCCCAAACUGCUCCACCUUCUUACUGACCCCGGGGCUGACAUCUUUGCCAUUUUAACCUCUGAAUGGAAAUGGAAACACACGCUUGAGGUGCCAUCAGAGGAAAGAGAACAAGCCAAGCGCAUCGUGUCCUCCAUUUUGUAUGGGCAAGGCCGUGAUGGCCUAACCUGCAUCAUGGGGGUGAGCGCGCUGCAGGCCCGCCAAUUUGCAGACAACUUCUUCCUGACAUACCAAAGAGUGAAAGCCUUCACACAGACGAUAAUCCAGCAGUGCCGCAGACAAGGUUUUGUGUGUUCCCUGGUGGGCCGCCAGCGACCCCUGCAAAAUAUUAACUCUGACAACGCAACUCUUCGCUUGCGAUCAGAGAAGCAGGCUGUUGGCUUUGUCCUUCAAGGUUCAGCUGCUGACCUCUGUAAGAUUGCCAUGAUCCAAAUCUCCGAGAUAGUCUCCACCUCCCAUACGCUCUCAGCCAGGCUAAUCGCUCAGUUCAAGGAUGAGCUCCUUUUUGAAGUGGAGGACGCACAGGUGGAAGAGUUUGCAGCUCUGGUGAAGCGCACCAUGGAGUCUUUAAGCCACAUCAACCAUGUCGGAGUCCAUCUUAAUGUCCGCCUGAAGGUGGCAGUCUCCCGUGGCAAGUCCUGGGGUUCCAUGUCUGCGCUUCCCAUCCCACCAGCUUAGCGCAUUUUUCGUAUCGCACUUUCUCUUCGUUCUUAUAUUUGAGUGCGGGUGUCUUCAUCACUCGGUUCUUCAUGUCACGCCUCAUUUGUCCAGCAUCCACAUCGCCAUGGAAACCCGGCAGCUGCUCCCGGCGCUCGCUUUUACUCCAUCCGUAUCCGGGGGCAACGGCAGGAGCCGCAGACUGGAUUGCACCAGUUCUUCCUCUCCCUUUCUCUCUUUCGCUCUUGCUUUCGUUCACGUUACACAUUUAAAUGAGUGUUAUUUAUACUUUAAUAUAUUUGGUUCAGCUCAGUUCAGCUGUGCUUAAUUCUAAAAUUCUCUCCUUUCUCCCUCUCUCAUGUUUCCAUUAAACGUUUCACUGAUUGCUAUUUAAACAUAUUUAUAUAACUUAACAUAUUUGUUAAUACAGUUCAAGAUAAUGUUCUGCACCUUAGUGAUCUGUUGGAUAAACCAUGCAUGUUCUCAAAUAUACUGUAUUCAAUGAAUUCGACCUCAAGCCCCAACCCCCCCCCCCACCAGCUACCACAACACUCAUUUGGCUCAAACCCCUUUUGUCUUGAUUCGAGCCCCUCGCACAAACGCACGCAUUCCACAAAUACUCGUACACAUUUUGCAAGCACACACACAUGCACUCUGUAUCCACCACCAGGCCACUGUGAAUGCACUCGUACAGACUUCCAGGCACAGUGACCGAAUUCCCUUGUCUCGGGCAACCAUGCUCUCUUUUUAUAUUGAGUAUCUACGUAUGUGAUUGGUCCAAGUCUACACAACUCUGUUCAAAUGCCAGGUUUUUGUGAUUAAAAAAUGUGACCAAGAUAUAACUAUCAUUCAUAUGCAGUGUCACUGCAUUCAACAAUUCUGGACAGCAGCAACAACCCAAACAACAGGACCGAGGAGGGACAAAUGUUUGAAGAAACGAGACGUUCGCGCCUAAAUGUUGUCAUUUUAUCAAGACGGCAAUUUAAGAUGUCACAUCAUAGAUUUGUGUCACAAAUCAAUCGUCUCUGUCUGAGUUAUUUUUAUCACGUCUACUAUAUGUUUCAAGUGGAAUUAAAUUAAACUGGCAUUUGAACAGGGGUGUGUACACUUUUUAUAUCCACUGCAUCCCCCUGUGUUCACCCCAAUGUGGCUACAAAUUGUACAACUACUUUUUCCAUCAAGGCUCUAUCUGAGCGGAGCUUGCACUGGACAGUGUUAUGGAAAUCUGGUCCUCUAUACUCUCAUUGUUCUGUUGGUUUAAGAGUGGACCCCCCGCCCCCCCUCCUCCUCCCCUGCGGAGGGGAGCGUGAGACCGGCAUAUGCACAUUCUCGAGGGCUCGCUACAUUUUUGGAGAAGUGGUGUCCAAAGUCAGACAGCAGUAAGAAUGGUCCAGUUGGCAUGGGCAACAGUAAGAGCUUCCCCGCCAUGCUGCCAUGGCAACUGUAAAACGUCACACUUGGGACAGAGGCAUGCCAAAUUGCAUUGCUUUUGCAUUCUCCGUUUUGCUUGGCUGGCAGGCGAGAUGCAGUGUGGCAUUGGGUGUUCGGAAUGUGGAUGGAAGCCUGAGAUUCAUGGCUCCCUGUGCUGGCGUGGGUUUUCUCCGGGUAUGCUGGCAAACAUCCAAAGUCCACACAGGAAGGCCAAAGCUGAAGUUCAAACCCCAAUCGUCAGAGCUGUGCGGCAGACGUGUUAACCGCUACCUCACGCUGCAACUGGUAAAAAAUGUAGAAAAUAUAUAUUCCUGUAUCUGUACCUUUUAGAUUCUUGUCACGCACCACCUCUUGACAAGGUUUUAUGGAAAUUGGUUUUGUUGUUUUUGCAUACUAAAUGUCUCUGUCCUACUCUACUGGUGUGCCAAAAGGUGACACAGAAGGUGUGCGGUAUGCUCAGUUUAGAUAGUGUGAGACUGCGCACUUUCCGUUAUAUCGACCUGUCACAGAGCGCAAUUGGGACGAUGCAAUGUGUGGCCACACAGUCAACACAGUGAACCUUCACUAUUAGCGUAAAUAGCAAA
This is a messenger RNA of Phyllopteryx taeniolatus (common seadragon), 5784 nucleotides long. RefSeq names its product polymerase (DNA directed) nu (gene poln). Gene Ontology annotation, biological process: double-strand break repair; DNA-templated DNA replication. The record is from RefSeq and is a predicted model, not a curated record. The coding region runs from base 383 to 3790 and encodes 1135 amino acids. Gene Ontology annotation, molecular function: DNA-directed DNA polymerase activity; DNA binding. NCBI's taxonomy places the organism in Eukaryota, Metazoa, Chordata, Actinopteri, Syngnathiformes, Syngnathidae. The transcript has 32 exons.